Molecule: messenger RNA, 1953 nt
Organism: Tripterygium wilfordii
Lineage: Eukaryota; Viridiplantae; Streptophyta; Magnoliopsida; Celastrales; Celastraceae
Exons: 9
Coding region: 215-1708 (497 amino acids)
Source: RefSeq, a predicted model, not a curated record
UCAGAUCCGUCCUCUUGUUGCCUGUAGAGACACAGGUGGCUUCCAUCAUCGGGCCCCACACACACCAACAACAAUCGUUUUGAUCGAUUUGAUUGACUCUUCAAAAAUCUGCAGAUUUGUGGAGUCUCGAAGCGGCGAGAGAGAAGGAAAGCGAGAGAUGAUUCAUUGAUCAAAUCAGGUUCUCGCUGUUGAUCUGCGGAGGGAGUGUGGAAGGAUGGGAGCUUGUGGUUCGAGAUCGAAGGAGUGUGUGGGUUCUCCGAUGGAGAAGAUGAGUGGUAAGCAAACACGACGAAGAAGAAGAAGAGUCAUCAAGGGAAUUAGAAGACGUGUUUGUUGUCAUCACAAACCUGACGAGAUCGAUUUUCAUACCUCCACAAAUCGUUCUUUCACUAAUUCUGCAUUUCGAGGAAGUGUAGACCAUGCCUGGUGCGAUGCGUUUUCAGUAUUAGAAUCUGAAUUGGAAGAUGAUUUCUAUAGCAUUCACGACGAUGUGAUUUCUAUGACUGGGUCUGAAUCAGGCAUCUCACCGCGUUAUGGUCAAAAGGAGACCAAUGAACAAAUACCCAGUACUUCUGACGAAGGACUGAAGUUGAAGGAGGUCUCUAAAGAUGUAAAUACAGUCAAUGUACAAUCGAAUGAGGUUGUUCCUGUGUUUGUGGAUGAAAUUUCCAAUGCUUGGGCAGAAGAUGCACAACGACCGGAUCAUUGUGGACUAAUUCCUAAUGUGUGUUUGCCUUGUCUUGCUUCAACCAUUGCUGCGGUUGAUAAGAAAAGACCUUUCAGUCCAGGGACACCAAGCUUAAGGAGAAAAUCUCUUUCAAAACUUUCUUUUAAGUGGAAGGAAGUGCAUGCAAAUCCAAUGUUAGUUUCACCCAAGGCGCUUCUGCAAAGAAGACUGAUAGCUGGUUCCUCAGUUCCAUAUUGCCGUGUUGAGAAGAGGAUGCCUGAUUGUUGGUCAACUAUUGAACCAAGUUCUUUUAGAGUGAGGGGCAAAAAUUACUUCAGGGAUAAGAAGAAAGAUUAUGCUCCAAACUGUUCUGCAUUUCAUCCUUUUGGUGUUGAUGUCUUCUUGUCGCAGAAAAAAAUCAAUCAUGUUGCUCGAUUUGUGGAACUUCCUCAUGUCAGUGCAUCUGAAGAAGUCCCUCCUAUCCUUGUUUUAAAUGUUCAGAUACCAUUGUAUCCCGCUACAAUUUUUCAAAGCGAGAACGAUGGAGAAGGAAUGAAUGUGGUUUUGUACUUUAAGCUUUCAGAAAGUUACUCAAAUGAGCUUCCCCUUAAUUUCAGAGAAAAUAUAAAUAGGUUAAUCAAUGAUGAAGUGGAGAGGGUUAGAGGUUUCCCUGUAGAUACAAUAUCACCUUUUAGGGAAAGAUUAAAAAUCUUGGGUCGGGUGGCAAAUGUUGACGAUCUUCAUUUAAGUGCCGCUGAAAAGAAGCUGAUGAAUGCUUACAAUGAAAAACCUGUUCUGUCACGUCCUCAACAUGAAUUUUACUUGGGAGAAAAUUACUUUGAAAUCGAUCUGGAUGUGCAUAGGUUUAGCUAUAUCUCAAGAAAGGGUCUUGAAGCGUUCCAAGAAAGAUUGAAGUCGUGUAUCUUGGACUUUGGCCUGACCAUACAGGGAAACAAGGCAGAAGACUUGCCAGAGCAUCUAUUAUGUUGUGUUCGUCUGAAUGAGAUUAACUACAAUAAUUACCAAACUUUGGGCUGUUGACACUGGAGAACUUUGGAAGACCUCAAGUGCGUGAUACUCUUAAGGCUUGCUUGCCAACUAAUAAAGAAGUAAUUAAUUGGCACCUUAUUCUUCUUCUCCCAGCUUUAACCUCUGAAUUUCUGGGUUCGUGUCUUGUUAAUUUCAAUUUUGACCUCCAUUUAUUUGUAGAGCAAGAGUCUGUUGAAUGUACAGUUCUGACCAAUAAGAGAAAAUAAAAGGAAAAGAAAGAGUUUUUUCCCCUUCAA